This is a messenger RNA of Guillardia theta CCMP2712, 582 nucleotides long. RefSeq lists its product as hypothetical. The annotation marks the transcript as partial. Lineage: Eukaryota; Cryptophyceae; Pyrenomonadales; Geminigeraceae. The record is from RefSeq and is a predicted model, not a curated record. The transcript has 8 exons.
GAACAAUGCCGAUUCUGUUUUGACGUGAUUUUGGCGGAGUUAUUCCGCACCCCCGUUCCUGCGCCGAAGUUCAAGACUGGCUCGUAUCCCUUGUUUGUGACAUGGAACAAAGCGGAUUCAAGAGGCGGCAGUUCGCUUCGUGGAUGUAUAGGGAAUCUUUCGGCCAUGGAUCUGCACGAGGGUGUGAGGAAGUAUGCGUCUGUGAGCGCUUUCAGCGAUCGUAGGUUUGCUCCAAUCUCUGCACAGGAGGUUCGACUGCUCGAGUGCAGUGUCACGCUACUUCACAACUACGAAGACGGACGCGACUAUCUGGACUGGCAGAUUGGAAAGCAUGGAAUCAUCAUCGAAUUCGAGGAUGAUCGCGGCGAGAGAUACUCUGCUACCUACCUCCCUUCCGUGUGCUCGGAGCAAGGGUGGUCCCAAGAAGAAUGCAUCUCCAGCCUCAUCAGCAAGGCAGGAUACAGAGGAAGUGUGACACAAAAGUUCAAGUCCAGGAUUCGAUUAACAAGAUAUCAGGUAGAGCAACUAUUGCUGCAGUUGAAUCAUUCACACGAUUUCGGUAGGGCUCCAAGGCAACAAUAG